AUGACAUUCUUUUUCUCUCUCUCUUUGUGUCUUUCUUUCUCACUCUCACUCUCUCUAUGUGUUUCUUUCUUUCUAUCAAUCUAUUUCUCUCUUUAUGUCUUUCUAUCUAUCUCUCUCUCUUCAUGUUUUUCUUUCUCACUCUCUCUCUCUCUAUGUGUUUCUUUCUAUCUCUCUCUCUUUAUGUCUUUCUUUCUCACUCUCUCUCGCUCUAUGUCUUUCUUUCUAUCUCUCUCUUUUUAUGUCUUUCUUUCUCACUCUCUCUCUCUCUAUGUGUUUCUUUCUAUCUAUCUAUCUCUCUCUUUAUGUCUUUCUCACUCUCUCUCUAUGUGUUUCUUUCUUUCUAUCUAUCUCUCUCUUUAUGUUUCUUUUUCUAUCUCUCUCUCUCUUUCUUUCUCUCUCUCUCUCUCUUUUUCUUUCUAUCUAUCUCUUUUUAUGUCUUUCUUUCUCCUCUCUCUCUCUAUGUGUUUCUUUCUUUUUAUUUUUCUUUAUCUUUCUAUCUCUCUCUCUUCAUGUUUUUCUUUCUCUCUCUCUCUCUAUGUGUUUCUUUCUAUCUUUUAUGUUUAUCUCUCUCUCUCUAUAUGUCUUUCUUUCUCUCUCUCUCUCUCUCUGUUUCUCUCUCUCUCUUUCUUUUUCUUUCUAUCUCUCUCUUUUAUGUCUUUCUUUCUCACUCUCUCUCUUUAUGUGUUUCUUUCUUUCUCUCUCUCUUUUUUCUCUCUUUAUGUUUCUUUUAUCUAUCUCUCUCUUUAUGUCUUUCUUUCUCUCUCUCUCUAUGUUUUUUCUAUCUCUCUCUUUUAUGUCUUUCUUUCUCUCUCUCUCUCUGUGUUUAUUUCUUUCUAUCUCUUUUUCUCUUUAUGUCUUUCUAUCUCUCUCUCUCAUAUUUUCUUUCUCAUUUCUCUCUCUCUUUUAUCUCUCUCUCUUUAUGUCUUUCUUUCUCACUCUCUCUCUAUGUGUUUAUUUCUAUCUAUCUCUUUCUCUUUAUGUCUCUCUCACUCUCUCUCUAUGUGUUUCUUUCUAUCUAUCUCUCUCUUUAUGUCUUUCUUUCUCACUCUCUCUCUAUGUGUUUCUUUCUAUCUCUCUCUCUUUAUGUCUUUCUUUCUCUCUCUCUCUCUAUGUGUUUCUUUCUAUCUAUCUAUCUAUCUAUCUAUCUAUCUAUCUAUCUAUCUAUCUUUAUGUCUUUCUUUCUCACUCUCUCUCUCUCUGUGUUUCUUUCUCUUUCUCUCUCUAUCUCUUUGUAUUUCUUUCUUUCUCUCUCUCUAUGUGCUUCUUUCUAUCUCUCUCUCUUUAUGUCUUUCUUUCUCACUCUCUCUCUCUCUGUGUUUCUUUCUAUCUAUCUCUCUCUUUAUGUCUUUCUUUCUCACUCUCUCUCUCUGUGUUUCUUUCUAUCUAUCUCUCUUUAUGUCUUUCUUUCUCACUCUCUCUCUAUGUGUUUCUAUCUAUCUCUCUUUAGGUCUUUCUCACUCACUUACUCUUUAUGUCUUUCUUCCUCUCUCUCUUUAUGUCUUACUUUCUCACCCAAUCUCUCUUUAUAUUUUUCUAACUCUCUCUCUCUCUUUCUUUCUCCCUCACUUUCUUUAUAUUUUUCUCUUUCUGUCUUUUUUUUAA
Molecule: messenger RNA, 1602 nt
Organism: Acanthosepion pharaonis
Lineage: Eukaryota; Metazoa; Mollusca; Cephalopoda; Sepiida; Sepiidae
Source: the annotation of a GenBank genome assembly